This is a messenger RNA of Hyaloscypha bicolor E, 1288 nucleotides long. RefSeq lists its product as uncharacterized. Lineage: Eukaryota; Fungi; Ascomycota; Leotiomycetes; Helotiales; Hyaloscyphaceae. The record is from RefSeq and is a predicted model, not a curated record. The transcript has a single exon. The coding region runs from base 157 to 999 and encodes 280 amino acids.
UUUCUAUUCCCUAAUUCUAAGAAGUCCUUUAGUCUUCACAUGGUUGCAUUUGCGAAAUCGGCUUAAAGAUGUUAAUGAUUCGCUCUUUAGAGUGAGGCCUUUCUCGAUUGCGAUUCCGCGGGAUCCGGAAGUUCCGGACCACAGCAGGGAAACAUUAUGAGCGAUGAAAGUCGAGGACGAAUGGCUUCGAUGGUUGGAUUUUGCAUCGUAAUGAUUAUCUUGCAGGGUCUCUUGCUCAUGAUUCAUCACCCGAAACAUUCACGAUCACUGAGUGGACAAGUAAGUCCAGCAGAACUGUUCGCCGGAGUUACCAUAUUUUGGGCAUCUCAACGUUGUGCUGGAUGGGUUCUGGAGGGAAUGGGAGCGAUUUUGUCUUUUGGACUAUCCGCGUUGGCACCACACCAUGGAGAGCGCCCAGGCAAUCAUAGAUAUGGCGGUCUUCAAAUCGCAGAUGUGCCACUCAGCUCAAUUUGGGAUAGCAUUACAUCUCUAUUUGAACUGGUACUCAUCACUUGGUUCCUCCAUCUCGCGUUGACCUUCGUUCUGGACACCGGCAUACCAUUCUGGCUCGAACUUCGCCAAAGCCCUCAAAAGGCAGCCCAUAAAGUUGACCUACGGCUUAAGGAAAUCCUUAACAUUUUGCAAUCGACCUUUCAACACCCAUUUUCAGGCUUCUUGGUUGAAUUAUCAGAGAGGCUUCGUGACGAAAACUCCAAGGCCAAAGGACAAGCCAUUCAUCUGGAAAGACGCCAAACGGAUUACCCCAGCGCAGGUCAAAGGAGGCUGUCUUGGAAUAUUGCGGUGGAUGAGGAAGCAAUGGAUGAGAUGAAGGAGACACUGGGACCCCCAGGUGGAUUUGGAGAGCUGGGAUUCAAUGUUGCGAAAGAUGGAGUGAGGUUUGAAGCGAUGGGUGUAGGGACAAGCUUUAACUUGAUGUUCAAGUUGAGAGAGGAUGAGGACGCAGGACUUGAAAGGGAGACGAGGGGAAAGCAAGAAUAGAUGAUGUGGCCUAAACUUUGUAGUAAACACGCUCAAACAAUCGAACAGAAGUAUCACUAGUAGUAGAUCCACUCAUUUGGUGAUCAUCAUGCCGGUCUGAUUCACCGUCUUCAAUCCCAACUUCAGCGAACGAACUCUCCCACCACGGACGAGAGUAAUGAAGGAGAGAUCCUCCGGCCUUGAGGCUCUCCUCUUCAAAUCCUCGACCUUCUCCUUCAACUCAUCCUUUGCUUCCUCCUUCGCCUCCUUCUUUGCCACAACUUCCGGCGCUAGCUUUCGCCUCCAUAUC